CUUCACCUCUUGCCUGUGCCCUCUCCUCACCUCUUGCCUCUCACCUCUCGCCAGCCUCCUCUCCAUUCACCUCCACCAAACUUUUCUUCUCUUCACCCCUCACCUUCUAACUCACUUUCUCCUUCUCUCUCACCUCCCUCAUCUCCAUCAUCGGACCCAAAGACUAAAAUGAACAUAAGUGCCAUUUUACGUACGCUCUGGAGCCGAGUGGACCAGGACCACUGCCCCAUCGCCAACAUGAUAAAUGUCCACAGGGGCAAUGUCCUAAACAGUAGCCUGUAUGCAUUUCAACGCAAAAACUUUAAUGCAGGGGCUAAGAUGGACGUUGCCUUUGUGGACGUUGAGUCCAAGGCGGAGGGGGCAGUUGACCAAGGGGGUCCCUCCAGGGAGUAUUACAGGCUCCUCAGGGACUCGGCCAUCUUUGAGGGUCCGGAAGGAGCGAAAUGGCUGUCCCUUGAUGUUCAUGCAUCACAUGAGGGCCUGUAUGGAACCAUUGGGAAAAUGAUCAGUGUGUGUGUGGUCCAUGGAGGGGUUGGGCCACACUUCUCUGAGCGACUCUUCGCAGCAGUGUGUGGGAAUCCUGCACCUCCACUCAGUUUGGAGGAGGUGAGCCACACUACUCUGAGAGCACAUUUGGAAAAUAUCAAAAAAGCAGAGGACCUAUCAGAGGUGAAGAACAAAUUGGAGGAAUCGGUAGACUGGCUGAGCCUACUGGGGCUGACAAGGAUUGUUGUCAAGACAAUGGAGGACAGAGAUGGUGUGGUUGAAUUGGUGGCUCAACAAUUUGUCCACGGGAGCAUGCAGGUGGCCUUGGAGCAGUUAAAAUAUGGUCUCAACUCUUUUGGGCCACUUUUUGUGGACUCCAUAAAGCCUCCCACUGCCAGGGAUCUGCGGGACCUGUUUACAGUAACCUAUUCCAUACCUUGCGGCAACCGGCGGUGUUUGGAGAACGACACCAUCUGCCACUGGUUCAACUGGCUGGCUGAGGUGCAAGAAUGUCCUCCUCUAACAGUGGUGAUGGUGUUUGAGUUUGCUACUGGGGCAACGGUGGUGCCACCCCUUGGGUUUGAGGACACCGCGACCAUCGAAUUCCUCCACAAAGCGCGAGGGCGUCUCGCUGGGCAGCAGAAGAAAACGUACCCAGAGGCAAACACGUGUGCUGUGACACUAAGGCUCCCUCUUCAUAGCACCUACAAUACCACAUUUCGGUGUUGGAUAAAAACAUAUUUUUACGAUACAUAAUUGUAUCUAGUAGCACUAACCUACAGUAGCAAUUGAGUGUUUGAAAAUGUAACUGCACAUCAACAUUUAAGCAUUUAUCUACUUACAUCUGUAUUGUUUGUACAGUGUAUUCGGAAUGUAUUCAGACUAGAGGUCGACCGAUUAAUUGGAAUGG
Molecule: messenger RNA, 1396 nt
Organism: Salvelinus namaycush (lake trout)
Lineage: Eukaryota; Metazoa; Chordata; Actinopteri; Salmoniformes; Salmonidae
Product: G2/M phase-specific E3 ubiquitin-protein ligase-like
Exons: 6
Coding region: 169-1242 (357 amino acids)
Molecular function (GO): ubiquitin-protein transferase activity
Source: RefSeq, a predicted model, not a curated record